AUGCUGUGGGUUGUGAGGUUUGCGUGCUUACUGUCACUUGUCUGGGGCCAAGACCUUCUGCAGAACAGUGGCAUGGAAAGCCUUGAUCAUUGGCACUGCUUUGGAAUUCAGUGUCACGUGACAUCUACACGUCAUAGUGGAUCACAUGCUAUACAAACUUCUGGAAGAACUCAGUACUAUCAAGGACCGGGCCAGAAAAUAACACUUCAUCCUGGACGAAGUUACAAUGUUUCUGCUUAUGCGCGUUUACUGAAUGACCAUCCCGGCGAGCUGAGGCAGAAUAUGCAGAUAGAAGUGGCUGUUACAUUCCCUGAUGGCACUAAACAAUAUAUAAAUCCUGCAAACGAGCCAAUGGCACGGAAAUCUGAUGGAUGGAUUCACUUGAAAGGAGAUCUUAAUGCCCCAAACAGACGUAAAUAUAUUCAUUGA
Molecule: messenger RNA, 429 nt
Organism: Gigantopelta aegis
Lineage: Eukaryota; Metazoa; Mollusca; Gastropoda; Neomphalida; Peltospiridae
Exons: 3
Coding region: 1-429 (142 amino acids)
Molecular function (GO): hydrolase activity, acting on glycosyl bonds
Source: RefSeq, a predicted model, not a curated record